UGAGGAGAGUAAAGCUUUGGUGAUGCCGACGUCAGAUAUGAUAUUGUUGAGUAGUGAUACCAAGGUACCAGGUACUAAACCUUUUAAAAUGUCAAUGAAGUCUAUGUCAUGUGUAUUUGGAGUGUGA
Molecule: messenger RNA, 127 nt
Organism: Funneliformis geosporum
Lineage: Eukaryota; Fungi; Glomeromycota; Glomeromycetes; Glomerales; Glomeraceae
Source: the annotation of a GenBank genome assembly